Molecule: messenger RNA, 1786 nt
Organism: Hibiscus syriacus
Lineage: Eukaryota; Viridiplantae; Streptophyta; Magnoliopsida; Malvales; Malvaceae
Product: LRR receptor-like serine/threonine-protein kinase FLS2
Molecular function (GO): protein binding
Source: RefSeq, a predicted model, not a curated record
UGCCAAAUGUUAUGGCUGCAUCUAGCAUUGACUAUGAUGGCAGCAGCUACAAGCAUUGUCCAAGGGUGCGACCCUGGUGACCUUAAAGGACUCGCCAGUUUCAGGGGCGGAAUCCAUAUGGACACUUCGGGUAGGCUAGCGAAAUGGGCCGGUCAUAGUUGUUGCAGGUGGCAGGGUGUUGCCUGCAACAAUCGAACCGGUCGAGUCACUGAAGUUCAUCUCCCGGGGUUCAUUUCGACUACCGAUUUCGUGUUUCAAUCUCAGAUGGAAGGUUGGUUGUCCCCAUCGAUCACACUCCUCGCAUCUCUUGAAGUUCUCGAUCUCGGAGGACUCGUAGGCCUUUCAGGAAGAAUUCCCACAUCGAUCGGUCGUCUCAAGAACCUCAAAAAGCUCUAUCUUUAUGGGAACAAGCUGAGGGGACCGGUGCCAGACAGCAUUGGUAAGCUUUUGAAACUCGAAGAACUUCACCUGCAUGAGAAUAGAUUAUCUGGAUAUCUUCCUCCUGGCAUUGGUUUUCUUAAAAAUCUUCAUGCUUUGCUUCUUCAUUCAAAUAGAUUCACUGGUAGUAUCCCUGCUUCAUUCUCCAACUUGACAAAUCUCAUGCAUUUGGAAAAUUAUGGCCAAAUGCCAAUGCUUGGGUUUUUAAGGCUACAAAACAAUCAAAUAAGUGGGAAAAUACCGCCCAACUUCGGAUAUCUGGUUUCCCUCCAAAGGGUUUCUCUUGAAAACAACAAGCUCCAAGGAGCAAUUCCUUCUAGUUUGGGUGAUCUACAAGGUUUGACAGAGUUGUAUCUCGGCGGCAACGAGUUGUCCGGUGUUGUACCAAAGUCGAUCGGCCGACUUUCCCGUCUCAUACUGUUGAGCCUUUCUUGUAACUCGAUUCAAGGACCAUUGCCUGAUGAAAUGUCUGCUCUCCAGAAUCUGCAGACACUGGACCUUUCUUUCAACAGCUUGAAUCUAAGCUCCAUUCCAAGGUGGGUGUCUCUUUCGAGAAUCUUCUUAGCAGGAAGCGGAAUCAAAGGCCAAAUACCGGACUCGUUGAGAUCCACACCAAGUCCGAUACAGGAACUGGACUUAUCGUCUAAUUAUCUCACCGAUGGGAUACCAGCAUGGAUGGGAAGCCUCACUCAACUCUAUUCAUUGAAUCUUUCAAGGAACCAUCUCAGUUCAAGUUUUCCGGCUUCGGUUGCCGACCUCGAGGUGUUAGAGGUUUUAGACCUUCACUCGAACAAUCUAACAGGAUCAUUGGAACAUGUUUUCAAGAUAGAAACCAGUUUUCCUGGUGGUUCACUGACCUAUAUUGACCAAUCCGAUAAUAGCUUCACAAGUACAAUCGAGCAAAUUGGCGUAGGAACAUUGGAAAGACUUGAAUAUCUUAAUCUAUCACAUAAUUUACAAGAGGGUCGAUUGCCAACUUCAGUGGAGAAAUUGAAGGCAUUGAAAUGCUUGGAUUUGAGCUUCAACAAGUUGGGUUUCGGCUUGGUGGAGGCCUUGGCAAAUCUAAGCCAUUUGAAGACGUUGAAGCUACAGAGAAACCGUUUUACUGGUAAAAUACCAGUCGAGUUUUUGAACCUCAAAAACCUCAAGGAUUUGGACUUAUCGGACAAUCUUUUGGUAGGGGAAAUCCCUUCCGGAAAACCACUUAGUGACUUUCCUCAGAGUUGUUUCACCGGAAACAGAGGUUUAUGUGGGAAGCCGCUUUCUCCCUGCAAAUCCUGAAGUAGGUUUUUCCCCACAAUUUGUUGUAUUGUUUGAGAACAUUUAUGUAUUGGCAUGCUUCUCAGCU